Haliaeetus leucocephalus (bald eagle) is the source of this 850-nucleotide messenger RNA. It is a transcript of the gene EREG, whose product is annotated as epiregulin. The transcript is spliced from 5 exons. The record is from RefSeq and is a predicted model, not a curated record. Bases 45 to 506 code for a protein of 153 amino acids. Gene Ontology annotation, biological process: positive regulation of mitotic nuclear division; epidermal growth factor receptor signaling pathway; positive regulation of cell population proliferation. Lineage: Eukaryota; Metazoa; Chordata; Aves; Accipitriformes; Accipitridae.
CUUCUUCUUCCUCCUCCUCUCUUCUCCACGGGGACGCGAGGGCGAUGGACGCCGGCUGUCUGCGGGGCCGCAGCCUGCUGCUCUUCCUCGGUUACCUAUUGCAAGGAGUCCUGGGCACAACAGUGAUCCCAUUAUGUGGGCCUGGUGAAAUGGAGAACUGCACAACAGCACUAAUCCAGACAGAGAACAGUCCACGUGUGGCUCAAGUCGGGAUAACUAGAUGCAAGCCUGAAAUGAAGGACUACUGCUUCCAUGGACAGUGUGUGUACAUAGUGGACUUGGAUGAGCACUAUUGCAGGUGUGACGUAGGCUUCUCUGGCGUCCGAUGUGUGCAUUCAGAACUUGUCAGACAACCCCUCAGUAAGGAGUAUGUGGCACUGACAGUUAUCAUAGUUCUACUUUUCCUCACUGCCGUCUCUAUUGCAAGCUACUACAUCUGCAGAAGGUACCGAAGCAAGAAGAGACAAACGAACGCCAGUGAAUACAAGGAAGUUGGUGCCUUGUAGAAGAAACGGUGGCUUCCUACAGCGUUCCAUUCAUCUGCAUGGAGUCAGUGGCUUUCCAUCUAUUUAAAUGUUAUUUUUGUUAACAAUAUUUACAAUAUUUAUAUCCUUUUAAAAAUUUCAAUUGUUUGGUGAUCCAAUCAGUAUAGGUCAAGCAUUUUAUUUUCAGUGUUUUAUUUUUUUAUUAAAUAAUAUUUCCUAGCGAGAACCCCACCUAAGUGGUUCUGUGGGAUAGAGAUAUAUUUUUAUAAAAACUCAUCUUCUUACUCUGAAGAGUAAUUUUAUAUUUAUUCUUGUGAAUAUGCUUAAAACAAUUCUACUCCUUGAAAUAAAAGUUCUAGACAAAG